Vicugna pacos (alpaca) is the source of this 2194-nucleotide messenger RNA. The record is from RefSeq and is a predicted model, not a curated record. Lineage: Eukaryota; Metazoa; Chordata; Mammalia; Artiodactyla; Camelidae.
GAUGUAUAUCUAUGUUUUUCUUCAAGGAUUACUGUAAAUGCUAUCCCAGUGUGGUUCUGAGCAUAUUUGUUUGAUUUCUUAAAUCUAAAACACAGGAGUGAAACUUUAUAGGAAGACUCUGUUACCAGCUUCCUUGCAUUGAUAACAGCCUCAGCCACCCCACGUCCACCCUCUGUCCUGGACGUAUGGUGUACUGAUGCACUCCGAUCCUCACCAACAUCUUGGCCACCUAUAACUACUUAAAGCAUGAACAAACAAAAUGCUCAAAUGAAUGCUCCUCACCCAGGAACACAUUUACCAGCUGGGUAUCCCCCUGAAUAUCCUUCGGCAGCAUAUCCAGGACCUCCAGGAUCUACUGGGUACCCUGCUCCCCAGCUUGGCUACCCUGCUCCCCAGCCUGACUACCCUGCUCCCCAGCCUGGCUACCCUGCUCCCCAGCCUGGCUAUUCAGUCUCACCAGCUGGCUAUUCAGGUGGUGGCCCAGUCGGCUUUCCUGUCCAACACCAGCCAAUGUCUUAUCAGUCAGGUGGGCCUGCAGGGGUACCGUGGAUGCCAGCACCACCACCUCCAUCAAACUGUCCACCUGGAUUGGAAUAUUUAAGUCAGAUAGAUCAACUAUUGAUUCAUCAACAAAUCGAACUUCUAGAAGUCCUAACAGGUUUUGAAACUAGUAACAAAUAUGAAAUUAAGAACAGCCUUGGACAGAGGAUUUACUUUGCAGCAGAGGAUACUGAUUGCUGUACCCGAAAUUGCUGUGGGCCUUCUAGGCCUUUUACCAUGAGGAUUCUUGAUAACAUGGGCCGAGAGGUCAUAACUCUGGAGAGACCACUAAGGUGUACCAGCUGUUGUUUCCCCUGCUGCCUGCAGGAGAUAGAAGUCCACGCUCCUCCUGGUGUACCCAUAGGUUAUGUUAAUCAGACCUGGGACCUAUGCCUGCCAAAGUUUACAGUUCAAAAUGAGAGGAGAGAAGAUGUUCUGAAAAUUACUGGCCCAUGUAUUGUCUGCAGCUGUUGUGCAGAUGUUGAUUUUGAGAUUAAAUCUCUUGAUGAUAAAUAUGUGGUUGGCAAGAUUUCCAAACAGUGGACUGGCCUUGUGAGAGAGUUAUUUACAGACGUCGAUAACUUUGGCAUCCAGUUCCCCUUAGACCUUGAUGUGAAAAUGAAAGCUGUCAUGCUUGGUGCCUGUUUCCUCAUUGACUUCAUGUUUUUUGAAAACACUAGAGGUGAAUAGAGAUCAGGAGUGUGGUAAUGGAUGAAUGAAAGUCUCCUCAGAAAAUUUAAGGUCCAUAUAUUGACUGGGACUAUGUAAAAGAAAAACACAGUGGAUUUUUUUUUCUUUAUUUAAAUGACUUAUUAUAGCAUAUGUUAAUUACACUGUGAUACCUGAAGCUCCAGGUAUAUGAUCCUAUAUGAUUUUUACUUUUCAAAGUAAAGAGCUUGUUUUCUGUAUCACUUGCUUAUAAAUUUUUUAUACAUUUUUUUCUGUACAUUUUCUUUUUCAUUGUGUAUUGUGGAGAAAGGAUAUAGACAUUUUUAUAUUCAAAUAUAAAUUCCUAUGAUGAAUUGCUUUGAAUUACAGUCUUUGCUUUAUUUUCAAUUUGUAUAGCAAAAUUAAUUAAAACCUUUAAAAAGUAAUUUUAAUAUAAACUUAUAUACUUUUUAAUUAAAUCUAGUUACAAUUUAUUUCAUUUGUAACAACUAAUUAUUUUGCAAAUACUACAUAUUCAUAAAAGUUAAAAAUGAACAAAUUCAGUGUUCUUUAUAAUUAUGUUCAAUAUUCAUAUUAUCAAAGAAAAGUAAAAUGUAUUUGUUUUUUGUUGAGAAAAUCACAUGGUAUUUAACUUCUCCUGUAAGCUAAUCUGCAACUAGAAAUAAUAUUUUCAUAUUGACAAGACUAUAAAUUACCAAUUUUGCUGAUGAUUUUUCAUGAAGAAAAUGAUUCUGUCCCAAAGAGAGACACAUUUAAAGACUCACUCACUCUAUAACUGGGAUAUUGUUAUAAUUUUUGGAGUAAUUAUUUACACAUAGAAUGGUUAGCUCCUGUAUCUGUCAUUCAUGGAACAUCAUAGUUGUCAGAACACUCAGGUGUUAAUUAAAUAGAACAUAUGUAUCAGUCUGAGUAUAAAUGUCUAUAAUGAUCUAUUAGAUUAUUUUUACCAACAAUCAAAUAACUAAAAUAAAAAAUUGCUGAUAUA